Molecule: messenger RNA, 1837 nt
Organism: Cuscuta campestris
Lineage: Eukaryota; Viridiplantae; Streptophyta; Magnoliopsida; Solanales; Convolvulaceae
Source: the annotation of a GenBank genome assembly
CUACGGUUAUAAACACAUAAGGAGACCUCUGCCGUUCCUCAUUCUUCUCUCUGCGAGUCGGACCGGAGUCAGGGGAGUUUUGCCGGAGUUGUCACCGGAGUUCUACAAGGAUCGGCCGGAGUUUAGUUUGUCAAUUGAGAUAGAGAUCAAGGACGGAAUGAGGAGCAGCCUGGAGAACAGUGAAGUAAUGGACCGUAUCGUUAAUUAUGAUGACGAUCAUCACUCUGAGGAUGAUAGCGUGCAACAGAACGACCACCAGAAUAUGAACAUGAACCAGAACGUCCCACAACAAGAGGCACCCAAUAGUGGGCUUGUUGGGGUUCCGCAGAUCGACCAUGCGAUGAUGAUGCAGCUCCUACAACAAGUUCUGAUCAUGAAUCAGAAUGCCUUAGCGCAUGUUCGACAACCAGAACCAAGGAUCACACUCGAGAGACUGCAGAAAAACGGUGCUGAAGAAUUCCUAAGCGAGAACAUCGCCGAUCCGUUGAUUGCAUUUAGAUGGAUAGAGCGCGUGCGACGCGUAUUCGAGAAUUUGAAGGUUCCAGCUAGCGAAUGGGCCGAUUUCGCGGUCAUGCUUCUACAGGGUAAUGCGUACGAGUGGUGGAAGCGCACUACUCGAGAUGCGAAUCAUCCCGCGAAAGUGACGUGGGCGUACUUCGAACAAGUGUUCAAAGAGGAGUAUAUUCCCGAGUCGUUUGUGGAAGAGAAACGAGAGGAGUUUCUACAUCUGGAGAUGGGUACGAUGAGUCUUCCUGAGUAUCGCCAGCUAUUCGAUCAUCUCGCUGAGUUUGGCCAGGAUUUGGUGAACACCACCAAACGUCGUUGCGAUAAGUUCGUGAAGGGCAUGUGCCCGAAACUUCAGAAGCACAUGUCUACUGCAUCUAGGCAAGAUUUUGGAGUCAUGUACGAGCAAGCAAAAGAGGUUGUUAGAACGAAGGAAGGAUUGAAGCUGAACACUGAGCAAAAGCCAGCCAAGACCUCCACACAAGCAGCUAGCACCAGCAAGGUCUUUCAUGAGAAAAGGUCUCAGAGCGAAUAUGAAAUCCAAGUAUCAAAGAAAGCCAAGUCGAUGCCUACUCAGUCCGUUGUCUCGACAAGCAAAGGGAAGCAACCUAGGCAUCCCUUGUGUCCCCGUUGCAAUCGCUAUCAUCCAGGAGAGUGCUGGUGGACGCUAGGACUGUCUCAGAGUCAACGUACGACAGCAGGAUCUCAUGUGCAACGACCUCAGCAGCAACGACCGCCGCAAGCUGCGACAGAACAACAUGCUAUAGCUCCAGCUAGGACAUACGCUAUGCAUGGGCAAAUCGAUCCCAAUCCAGAUGCUGACUAUGUUGGAACUGCGGCUGAUUGCCGUCAUGCAUCGUUUGAGUUCCGGAAACAAUCGUCAUGGUAAUUGGGGAUGACUUCUCCGCCGUAUAGCUGUCUUCUUCCAUGGGGUGUCGCUGGACUGCAUAUUGCCUCGUUGCCAACCGAAGAAGGAAGCACUCCUUCUUUAGUGAUAAAGUAAAGGCUAACCUUUAAAGACUAUAAAUUAGUAACCAGUACUUAAGUUGUGUGUGCUGUAGUCCAUCUCUAUGCUUGGGAUUUAGAAAUUUAACCAUGAUCUCAAUGGAACUCCAAAUUUACCAAUCUUAACUUUAUAAAUCUAACUUAGUAGGUUUGUAAAAAUAAUAGGAUGUGCAGAAUAGUAGGGCUUUCAUAUUUUGGUACUUUGUCAUAAUAUUAUGUUUUGAAUUAGAAUUGAGAAAAUAUGCCACUUGGUAUAUCUAGGUGGUUCUCGAUUAAAUUGAUAAGGAAAUUGGAGUCACUAUUGAAUUAAUAAGGAUUAGGAUUUAGG